This is a messenger RNA of Verruconis gallopava, 3656 nucleotides long. RefSeq lists its product as uncharacterized. Gene Ontology annotation, molecular function: protein kinase activity; ATP binding; protein binding. The transcript has 3 exons. Gene Ontology annotation, biological process: protein phosphorylation. The record is from RefSeq and is a predicted model, not a curated record. Lineage: Eukaryota; Fungi; Ascomycota; Dothideomycetes; Venturiales; Sympoventuriaceae. Bases 661 to 3453 code for a protein of 930 amino acids.
GUCGUCAAGGAGUCGUGCGAACUCCCUCCGCGCUGCCAAACGUGCACGCUCUCCCAAAGACAGCCGUUCCUCGUCGUCCUGUCCUUGUUCUGCCGCGAACUGCUUCUCGUCGUCGUUCCCCGUUCUUUUGACGUCCUCCCGAACCCGUGCCUGAACCAAGCGUCUCGUCCCGACAGUCUGUGUUUCAGGCUAUCCGCGACCACCGUCCAGGUCGGCAGCACUCCACACACCGCAGAGAAAAAAAUAAACAGCCCAGCUGGCGUCGCCACUGCUUGUCCUUGGUGCUUACGCAGCUGAUCGCACGAUUCCUGGGUCUCGGCUGCUGCAGAGUCUGGCCGUCCUCCACUUUCCCUCCAACAAGCGCGACCCGACGCUCUACUACCCCGAGAGUCCCCCCAAACCUGCGCGCUCGCCAAUACAGUCGACCGGCACCUCCCCCUCCCCCUUUCUCGCAAGAAACACCGCGGCGGAGAAAAAAAAAAAGCUUAAGCAAGGGCGAAGUCAUGCACUUGCAUUAAGUCAAGCAGACCUCUUCUCUCCCAUUCACCACCCGCGCAGAAGACGAACCAACGUCGCCGCCGGCUUCGGCUGCGUACUGACCCUCUCGCCUUUCCAGCGGCUUGCCCCACGUCCUGAUACCAGGCCCGAGAUACACUCGUUAUGGCAUUGCUCACGUCGAGGACGCCGGCAGGUUACGGAUCAAACAUGGCUACGUACAGGGUGCAACAAACAUCGACGCAGCAUCACGGUUUUUUUGCUAGCCCGACGGAAUCGGAAUUUUCCGAACACUUUGACAGCCCGGGUUCUGUAAGGAACUGGGACGAGGAGCGUGUUGCAGAAUGGCUGCGCAGCAUCAACUGCGCACAAUACGUCUCCUUGUUUCUCAAGAACAACAUCACCGGGUCGAACCUGAUGGAGCUCGAUGCUGCUUCCCUGAAGGAGAUGGGCAUCUUGAAGAUGGGCGAUCGCAAGCGUAUCGAAGCCCAGGCAAAGAAGUUCCGUGCGUCGGAGUACAAGCGAAUAUCCAAACGCGUAACAAACCGAGAGUCUCUUGCUCUGCUGGACAACCCGAACUUCACUCCGCCUUCCUCUGCUUCGCCGAAAGCACCUCACUCUGCACGGUCCGCCCAGAGCACAAGGGCUGAAAAACGUAUGUCGAGGCAGAUCUCAGACCUCUCGAACAUGGCCGCCAGCGCAUCCUCGUUCAAUUCUACCAAGCCACUUUCUCGCCCUUCGUCCCCGUACAUCGAACAAGAUCGAGGCACUCGCUCACGGGGGUUCGGUGCUGUUGGCAGUCCUCAGCGCGAGAACACGGCCCCGAACUCCGGAAGAACCGACUACACGACGGUGGCUUCAAGGUACGCGGUUCAGCCAAACCGGGCGGCAACAGCGCCAGCGGAGACCCCACAAACCACCCGCUUCCCCGGCCAUCGCACAACACCGAGCACGGACAGCACGAAUGCAACCAUCUUGCCCGUCGACAAGGCUUUGAUACGAGUCAUCUAUGACACGGGCCGCACGUCCGUCGUCAACAUUGAAGGUUGUAAGGGAGUGGAAGACAUCAUGCUCAAGGCACUCCGAAAAGGCGGCCUGAACGAGAACCACUUGAAGAAUUACUGCUUCUACGUGCUCGAUGGGACCGAGCCGAACCCAGCCUUGUGCAGGCGCAUCAACGACACAGAGGUCUGGCGCGUUUGCUCCGACCGCAAUAGGCUUGAGCGCAACCGCUUGAUUUUGCGAAAGAUCCACAUGGGCGAACCAGACGACGAACAGCUCAAGACGGCUGCUAGCAUUGCAAGCCAGAUCCAUAUUCAGCAACAGCAGAAUAACCUGAUCAUUCCGGCCAGUGCACGCAGUCAAUUGAAGAUUGAGAAAAUCACAGGAGAGUCUCUAGCACCAGUCAGCUACCCCUUGUCACCAGCAUCCAUGAAGGAGCGUGAGCGCUUCCAAUCCACCUCCGCCCAGAUCACAUCCAACGUGAAACCCGUACCGAGGCCAAGGACAGUCUUGAAAGAGCAUUUCGGCGGCCGACCGCCUAGUGAACUCAUUGCCUCAGAUCUGUCGACCUAUUUCCCGGAGUACGAGCCUGCGGAAAUCGACCGCACCGUCCGAAUGUCUGUUCGCCGCUCUCGCCGCAUCAGCAGAGCCACAAGCAGACUUAGCACUGUCAGCAACUUCAGCGUCGCCUCCAGCCUAAGGGAUGCACCCCCUCUACCCGCAAUCUCCGAUCAGUGGCUUUCUCAGACACCCAAGGGUCCUCGCCCUCUGUCUGUCUUGCGUCUUGGCGGCGGUCCAGGCUAUCGGGACUCGAUUGCCUCGUCAAUGCUAGAGCCGCUUGACGAGGAGUCACCGCUAGAGCCGGAUCGCAAGUCGUACGUCUCUUUUGCAGGCAGCGAGGUCAACAGCAUCGGCCCGGAGGGUAAUUCCACUCCCAUGCACGGUUAUUACGACGACGCUCGUAGCAGCAUCGCAGGUACUAGCUUUAGUGGCGGAAGUGGAGAGGGAAGCGACUCUCUUAACAAGAGAUUGAGUCAGCUGGUGCAUGAAGAUAGCGAGGAAGAGGAUGAGGAGCUGAACGAGUUCCUCGAGAACGAUUCUUGGGACAACGUCAAGUACAUGAAGGGCGCUCUCAUCGGCCAAGGCUCCUUUGGCAGUGUCUAUCUCGCCCUGCACGCCAUCACUGGUGAGCUCAUGGCCGUGAAGCAGGUUGAGAUGCCCACGGACACGGGCACUGCCAUGGAUACGAAGAAGAAGAACAUGGUAGAGGCUCUGAAGCACGAAAUCGGCCUCCUCCGCGAGCUCAAGCAUCAUAACAUCGUGUCUUACCUCGGCUCCAACUCCGACGAGAGUCACCUGAACAUUUUCCUAGAGUAUGUCCCUGGUGGCUCCGUGGCCAGCAUGCUCGUCAACUAUGGUCCACUCGGCGAAUCUCUCAUCACCAACUUUGUGCGCCAGAUUCUCAACGGGCUCGCCUAUCUCCACAGCAGAGACAUCAUCCACCGUGACAUCAAAGGCGCCAACAUCCUCGUCGACAACAAGGGCACCGUCAAGAUUUCAGAUUUCGGCAUCUCCAAGCGCGUUGAGGCAUCUUCCCUCCUUACGCCAGCCUCGAAGAAGGGAGCACAGCGUGUCUCGCUGCAGGGCUCCGUGUUCUGGAUGGCUCCUGAAGUCGUUCGCCAGACGGCCUACACCAAAAAGGCAGACAUCUGGUCCUUGGGCUGCUUGAUCGUCGAGAUGCUGACAGGCCAGCAUCCCCACCCCAACUGCACACAGAUGCAGGCCAUCUUCAAGAUUGGCAACAAGACAGGCGCGGAUGCCAGCCCGGCCAUUCCAGAAACCACAAGCGAGGACCUGAAGGCGUUCCUGGGCAUGACCUUCCGUGGCGAGCACGAGCAGCGCCCCAGCGCAGAAGAAUUGCUGAAGCACGUGUGGAUUACCAAGGAGAUGAAGUAGAUUAGGCAUCUCCUGGGAUCGAAGCGUCGGAGUUUAUGAUAGAUGAUGAUAGAUGCGGCGAUUGUCUUACUAUUUGAGCGAGCAGGCAUUUGUGAGCGGAUUGCGGGAUUCAACGUGUACCAUACUGUUGCUCCUUCCUUUUUUUUUAUAUAUCUUCUUUCAACUCAAAAAUUCACAAGUGAUCUGCAGACUGCAACCGUUUG